AUCGCGUUGCAUGGAAUGGGAAACGCAUAGCAACCACGCAGCUCCACCUUGUCCCAAAUCGAUCCAUGCAGUAGUGCAGCGUCGUUCGACCCGUGACUCGUGAGGCGCGCUCAAAUCCGGACGCUCUCGCUGGUGCAAUCAGUAGACAGUAGUGGCACUCUCUACUCUGCAGUCACUUCCCCCUGAUCUUCCUCCGUGCCCAAUCCAUGGCGCUCACCCGCUGCUUCCCCAUCCUCCUCCUAGUCGCCAUGACGGCGACCGCCGGUGCCUCUGAGGACCGAGCCGACUUCUACGUGAGCAAGUGCUACCCGCCACCGACGCCCACCGCGGACAACGGCGGCGCGUUCCGCGGGAACCUCCUCUACCUCCUCGACGCCCUCCCUACAGUCGCCGCGCCGACGGGCUUCGCCUCCCUCUCCCUGCAGAACGCCGGCAGUGCCGUCACCGACCGCGCGUUAGUUCGUGGCCUCUGCUUCGGCGACUCCGCGCCCAAGCCGUGCCGCCGCUGCCUGUCCAACGCCGGCAAGAAGAUCACCAAGCAAUGCGGCGACGCCAGCCGGCGCGCCGGCUUCUGGGACGAGCGCUGCUUCUUGGGCUACGCCGAAGGCGCCAACUUCUCCUCUGCCGGUGCGGACGACGACUUCGGCGCCGUGGUCUUCUCCGGCGACACUGUCCCGAGCCCCGACAUCGUCAGCGUGCGGAGGCUCGAGGCGCUGGCGCAGUCCCUGGCCCCGCGGGCCGCGAAGGGUUCGGUGGCCACCGCCGACGCGACCACUCCGGCGACCAAAGGCGACACUACAGCUGGAAACCGCACGGUGCGUGUGCUGGCGCUGUGCGCGAGGGACCGCGCCGCGGCGGACUGCGCCAGUUGCCUGCGGGAUGCGUCGCUAGUGGUGGCAAAGAGCUGGGAGGUGGACGGCGACGCUCAUGGACGUGUGGCCGCGGUCCUCGGCUCGAACUGCUACCUGCGCUUCGAGAUAUCGACUUCAUUGCUGGCCAUCAUCAGAAGGAUGAUAAACGAUAAUCCGGUUCUUUCCGCGUUCGUUGCCUUUCUGAUUGUCUUGGUCAUCGGCGCGGUGAUCGUUCAUGUCUUCGCUCGGAGGACGACGAAGGCCAGGAACAACAACAGGAAUGCUGCAGCAGCAUCGCCAGCUCUGGGCAUGUCUGGCAUAAAGACGAUGAAAUAAGCGAGAUGGAGUACAAGUUCGUCUGUGGCACACGAUGACGACGGUGGUUGCUCGCUGGGCCAUAGAGAUGACAUAUAUAUAAUCUAGCUAGGGAAGUGUUAUGUUUUGUUCUAGUCUCUGUUAUCUCGCUGACAGUGUAGCACGGCCAUUUCGCGCGAUCGUACGGAAAAUAAAAUUUCGAUCUGUUAGUGCUA
Molecule: messenger RNA, 1381 nt
Organism: Lolium perenne
Lineage: Eukaryota; Viridiplantae; Streptophyta; Magnoliopsida; Poales; Poaceae
Product: cysteine-rich repeat secretory protein 38
Source: RefSeq, a predicted model, not a curated record